This is a messenger RNA of Rhodamnia argentea, 474 nucleotides long. RefSeq lists its product as uncharacterized. Bases 31 to 213 code for a protein of 60 amino acids. The transcript has a single exon. The record is from RefSeq and is a predicted model, not a curated record. NCBI's taxonomy places the organism in Eukaryota, Viridiplantae, Streptophyta, Magnoliopsida, Myrtales, Myrtaceae.
ACCCCGAGUAGAGAACGAGGAAGAACGGUAAUGUGGGCGUACCCACCGACGCGGAAGCAACUAGCGGUGACCAUCGGCGUUUUCGCCGCCGGCACCGCUCUGAUCGCCGUCGGCAUUCACCUCUCCUUCGCCAACGUCGCCCCUCAGCAAGCCCGUACCAAAGCUCGCAGCGACUUCGUCAAGUCUCGCCUCCGGAAGUACCUCGACGAUUGACCCUCCUAACCCAGCCCCCCCUCCCCCGCCAACCCACAAGUAACGAUUCCUCUCUUCCGGUGAGCAUUGCCGUCUUUCAGUUAAUCCCCGGCGAGCUCUGAAUCUGUUCAUGUUUCUGCUUGUUCAAUGGUAUAGCUUGGAUAUGUUGAAUUGACUCUGUUUUCAAUGUGGAACUUGAUUGGAUCAGCUCCAAGUUAGCUUUUUUCUGUUUUUGUUUUGUCGAAGAAUUUGGAAACCAUCUGUUGAAUCACUGUGCCUUCA